AUGGCUGAAGAACAACAACAUUCAUCAGGUUACAGCAGUGGUGGAAAUGUUAUCCCUACUCCUGAAGAAGCUGCUACUUUCCAGCCCCAAGUUGUUGCUGAAGGUGGAUGGGAUAAAUGUUGGGAAGACAAGGUAACACCGUGGGAUCAAGGAAGAGCCACACCUCUCAUUCUUCAUCUUCUCGACUCUUCAUCUCUCCCUCUUGGCCGUACUCUUGUCCCCGGCUGUGGCGGAGGGCACGAUGUCGUUGCCAUGGCAAGCCCUAAACGUUUCGUCGUUGGAUUGGAUAUUUCUGAAAAGGCUCUCAAGAAAGCUAAUGAGACUUACGGCUCCUCACCGAAGGUAGAAUACUUUUCGUUUGUGAAGGAAGAUGUCUUCACUUGGCGUCCUAACGAAAAAUUCGACCUCAUCUUCGAUUAUGUGUUUUUCUGCGCAAUUGAACCGGAGAUGAGAACUGCAUGGGGUAAAUCCAUGCAUGAACUCCUAAAACCUGACGGCGAGCUCAUAACACUUAUGUAUCCGAUGACCGACCACGAGGGUGGAGCUCCCUACAAAGUAGCUUUGUCUUCAUACGAAGACGUGUUGGUUCCGGUAGGAUUUAAAGCAGUGUCCAUUGAGGAGAACCCAGACUCCAUCCCCACUCGUAAGGGCAAAGAGAAGCUUGCGAGGUGGAAGAAGAUCAACUGAUUCAAGAGAGAGAGAGAUCUUACGCUGUUUAGUAAGAUCAGUGUUAUAUGUGUGUAAUGUUGUAAUCAAUAUUAAAGAAUAAAUUGAGUACCAUCAUAGUACUCUAUGUAAAAUAUGUAAUGUUUGAAUGUGAUACUUAUCAGACCGUGACCAGCGUCUACUCUACGAGGGACCAGAUCUAUCCCCUUGUUGUUAUGUCCCAUAUAUGUUUCCUCUCUUUCAUUUGGUGUGUGCUUGU
This is a messenger RNA of Capsella rubella, 925 nucleotides long. Its product is annotated as probable thiol methyltransferase 1. The transcript has 8 exons. The coding region runs from base 1 to 687 and encodes 228 amino acids. The record is from RefSeq and is a predicted model, not a curated record. NCBI's taxonomy places the organism in Eukaryota, Viridiplantae, Streptophyta, Magnoliopsida, Brassicales, Brassicaceae. Gene Ontology annotation, molecular function: S-adenosylmethionine-dependent methyltransferase activity.